Messenger RNA from Lipotes vexillifer (Yangtze River dolphin), 282 nucleotides. RefSeq names its product 60S ribosomal protein L24-like. Lineage: Eukaryota; Metazoa; Chordata; Mammalia; Artiodactyla; Lipotidae. The annotation marks the transcript as partial. Gene Ontology annotation, molecular function: mRNA binding; structural constituent of ribosome. Gene Ontology annotation, biological process: cytoplasmic translation. Gene Ontology annotation, cellular component: cytosolic large ribosomal subunit. The record is from RefSeq and is a predicted model, not a curated record. The transcript has 3 exons.
GAAGAAAUUCAAAAGAAAAGAACCCGCCGUGCAGUCAAAUUCCAGAGGGCCAUAACUGGUGCAUCUCUUGCUGAUAUAAUGGCCAAGAGGAAUCAGAAACCUGAAGUUAGGAAGGCUCAACGAGAACAAGCUAUCAGGGCUGCCAAGGAAGCAAAAAAGGCUAAGCAAGCAUCUAAAAAGACAGCAAUGGCUGCUGCAAAGGCUCCCACAAAGGCAGCACCUAAGCAAAAGAUUGUGAAGCCUGUGAAAGUUUCUGCUCCCCGUGUUGGUGGAAAACGCUAA